Erythranthe guttata (spotted monkey flower) is the source of this 1757-nucleotide messenger RNA. RefSeq names its product protein EARLY-RESPONSIVE TO DEHYDRATION 7, chloroplastic. The record is from RefSeq and is a predicted model, not a curated record. NCBI's taxonomy places the organism in Eukaryota, Viridiplantae, Streptophyta, Magnoliopsida, Lamiales, Phrymaceae. Gene Ontology annotation, cellular component: plasma membrane.
UCUUCUUCUUCAGUCUCACCGUGAAAGGGAAAAAAGAGCUCAAAUCUGAUCUCCAAUGGCGUCCCAAGACCCUAACCCUAAUCGAACCCCAAUGUACCCCCAAAUCAUCGAAUCAAAUCAACCAUCCGCCCCUCCCCUUCCCCAAUCAUCUUCCUCUUCGUCCCUUUACCCUAAAAUCGACAUGGAUGAUCUGUUGGAGAAUCUCUUCCCGGAUUCCAACGACGGAGCGCAACCCUACCACCCAUCCGCUCCUCCGGAAUCCGUCGAGGAAUCCCUCCUCACCGUUCCCGGUACCAUCCUCCACCUAAUCGACAAGCACUACUCCGUCGAGCUCGCCACCGGAGAUCUCCGCAUCCUCCGCCUCCGCCAGGGCGACAACACCGUCGCCAUUCUCGCCGCCGUCGCCGACGACAUUCAGUGGCCGUUAACCAAAGACCUCGCCGCCGUCAAGCUGGACUCCUCCCACUAUUUCUUCUCCUUCAGUGCCCCAAUCGAAAACGAAGAUUCCGAUUCCAGCGACGAAGACAGGGAAUCGAAGAAGAAGAAGAACAAGAAGAAAAAGGAUAAGAAUAAGACAAAAAACAAAAAAAAUAAAGAAGAAACCGAGGUUUUGAGCUACGGAUUAACGAUACUGUCGAAGGGGAACGAAGGGUCGCCGAACGAAUUGGAUAAAAUUCUCGAAAAUUACAGUAAUUUUUCGGUGCAGAAGGUGGACGAAAAGACGGUGGGGGAAGUUGCAGGGGCAGAAGCGGAAAUAAGCGUAAGGGAAUUGGAAACAGACGAGAAGAAGAAGGCAGAGGUGGAGGGACAGUGUGCAGCAUAUUGGACGACAUUGGCGCCGAAUGUCGAAGAGUAUAGUGGGACAGCUGCGAGGCUUAUUGCAGCGGGAUCUGGACAGCUGGUUAAGGGAAUAUUAUGGUGUGGAGAUGUAACUAUGGAUCGAUUGAAAUGGGGAAACGAGGUUAUGAAGAAGAGGAUGGCUCCCGGAGUUAACGCUGAAGUCGAUCCUGAAAUCUUGAAGAGGAUCAAAAGGGUUAAGAGGGUGACUAAGAUGACGGAGAAAGUGGCGAUCGGAGUACUUUCGGGAGUGGUGAAGGUCUCAGGAUAUUUUACUGGUUCCGUUGCAAACUCUAAAGUAGGAAAGAAGUUCUUUGGUUUGUUGCCCGGGGAAAUUGCCCUUGCUUCUCUCGACGGAUUUAGCAGAAUUUGCGACGCUGUUGAAAUAGCCGGAAAGAAUGUGAUGUCAACCUCUUCCACCGUGACGACUGGACUUGUCUCCCACAGGUAUGGGGAAGAGGCAGCUAAGGCAACAAGUGAGGGACUGGAUGCUGCAGGUCAUGCAGUAGGAACUGCAUGGACUGUAUUUAAAAUACGAAAGGCAUUCAAUCCGAAAAGUGUAUUAUCUCCCUCUGCACUCGCCAAAACUGCUUUGUCUGAAAAGAAAACGAAAAGCUCCAAGUAAUUGAUGACUGGAGAAUUCAUAAACUAGUUAAUUACAAAUAGAUUCCGCGGAAAUAUCAAUUAGGAAAAAAAAUGUUUUAUCAUGUAUAUACUAGUUUUAUAAUUGUCAUCAUUUCAUUGCCAGCCUCUCUUUCUUCUUGUUAAUUGUUUGUAUAAAUGUAUCAGUUUUGUUUUGGAGUACCUACCUGUAGAGUUAGAAAGUUUCAUAGCUGAUUGAUCUUCGUCAAUUUUAUUUAUUUAUUUAUAAAGUCUAACAGUUCUUGAUCUCAUAGAAUCAAACUUUUUGUUGUGUGCUA